AUGGAGAGCUUCUUCUGGCUAUUCCGAGCAAUCGCUUUCCUGAAUAUUGCUGCCUGUUCUGAAAGUGCGCUGACGAGUCCAUCGUUCGAUGUAGCAUCAGAUAUAUCUGCCACAGCUGAAACAUUUAACACAAACUACUUCCUCCCGACCGGGUUUAACGACUCCGAAAGCAGGUGUUCUGGAAUACAUAAUGGUACGAGCAGGCUUCCGGAAGAGAUGACUGUCGCUCAAAAAACUGAUAAUUUGUCCGGGAACUUAACCUUGGGAGAGACGAUAAUAAUCGACAAGGAUAAAUAUACUGUUAGCAGCUCAAGUAAGCUUAUACCUUCCUCGUCGCUAGUACAGACAAUCGCUAGCUCAUCAACAAAGAUAGACUCUAGUGAAAUAGAUCUUAAUGAUACAGAUCCGACAUUUCUGUCGUUCGAUGAGUGGAAGAAAGUCAAACUUGACCAAGAAUCGUCAAGGGACUCCAAGUUACGUGCACACGCGACUGCUAGAGAAGAUUUAUCAUUUUACAGAGGUGAUGCUUUAGGCGAUGACCUUGAGAUAGACCUUGGCCUGUUCACCUCCCAAAAAGGUGCGUUGAACGAGGAGCCAGAAGGUAAGUUGUACCUCGACAAAUUCAAUUAUGCAUCACUAGAUUGCGCAGCCACCAUCGUCAAAACAAACUCUGAGGCUUCGGGUGCCAACGCCAUUCUACACGAGAAUAAGGACAAAUACCUCUUGACGCCAUGUUCAGCUCCGAUGAAAUUUGUUGUCAUGGAACUAUGCCAAGAUAUCCUAGUUGAGGAAAUUGCCAUUGCAAAUUAUGAGUUCUUUUCUUCUACGUUUAAGAGGUUGAGAUUUUCUGUCUCCGAUAGGUUUCCCCCCAAAAGUGGAUGGAAAGUCUUAGGCGAAUUUGACGCUAACAAUACACGUAAUAUUCAAAAGUUUGAAAUAUCUAAAUCUCUUAUUUGGGCGAGGUACUUGAGGAUCGAAGUUUUGUCCCAUUAUGGUAGUGAGUUUUACUGUCCCAUUUCCUUGGUUCGAGUCCAUGGCAAGACGAUGAUCGAUGACUUCAAACUGGACGAAACCAAUGACAUCUACUCUAGCAGACAAGAAGGCUCGCAUGCUAUAAAGUCGGAGGAAUGUGUUCACGAUGAGCAAGAGGGCCUAAGUUAUGAUGGCAAAUAUUUGGAUACGUGCGAGUUCCCUCGUUUUCGCCCAUCCCAUAUUAUGGCUGGCUUUCCGGUGCUGGAUUUCGCUGGCGACCAGUGCCCUGCAAUUUUACCCCAUUUGGAAGUAGAUCAAUUCUUGAAAACACUGAAUCAGACUUCCUGCGAAUCAGUGAGAUUCCAGCCUUUGGAGACGCCGGGCUCCUUACCCUCAUCAUCGGCCGAGGAAUCUAUCUUCAAGACGAUUAUUAAACGCUUAUCUUUGUUAGAAAGUAAUUCGACCCUGUCUUUAAGAUAUAUCGAAGAACAGAGCAAAUUGCUCUCUCGAGCCUUCUCGAACCUUGAGAAAAACCAAGCGAAAAAGUUUGAUACUUUAGUCUCGGCUCUAAAUCAAACUAUUCUGUCCAAUCUGGGUGAUAUUCAAGUGUUUUCACAGCAGCUACGAGAAUCCUCUCUCAAACUUCUCGAGGAACAGAGGUUUUCAAAUGAACAAUUCACCGCAGACACGCUAUUAAGACUUGAAGGCGUCCAAAAAGAUGCAGUGUUCCAGCAGAGAUUGUCAUACACAAUGCUUUUCGCUUUCACCACCCUGUUAAUGUACGUAUUACUGACUAAGGAAAUUUAUGUCGACGGUAAUAUGGAAGACGACGGUUGGUACCUUAAGUCUCCACCAUUGAAGAAGGCGAAAGAAAAACUUUGGAAGAAAGCUGGCAUGGAAAGUAUGUCCAAUGGACCCCUCAUUUUUGAAAUGAACCAUGAGGGAUCUGAACAUGAAUACAGAUCAGACCUCUCUGCGUCUACUUCCUCGACUUCGCUAUACGAUGAUUUUGCGACAGGUUCGAAUAAACAAGAUGAGCGCCCCGCUUCGCCAGUUCAUACAACCUAG
Messenger RNA from Lachancea dasiensis, 2040 nucleotides. The record is from the annotation of a GenBank genome assembly. Lineage: Eukaryota; Fungi; Ascomycota; Saccharomycetes; Saccharomycetales; Saccharomycetaceae.